Molecule: messenger RNA, 10004 nt
Organism: Brassica rapa (field mustard)
Lineage: Eukaryota; Viridiplantae; Streptophyta; Magnoliopsida; Brassicales; Brassicaceae
Product: pathogenesis-related protein 1-like
Cellular component (GO): extracellular region
Source: RefSeq, a predicted model, not a curated record
CUAUGAAACCAAGCUAAGACAUAAAUUUAUGUUAAUGCGGCAUUUGAACGCAGCUUGUUGCAAAAUGUUUUACUGCAUUUUGGAAUUAAAAUUCUUGAACCUUAUUUUGGCUUACAUAAUUAUGGAGUCUCAUAAUAACUAUUAAUUAUAUUAUAUUUAUCUUAUAAUUCAGAUUAUUUCUACUAAGAACUAAAUUUGAUUAGUAUUUCACUAAUUUCUAUUAUUAAUAAUAUAUGAUAUUUCAUUGAAAAAUCGAUUAAACGUUAUCUGAUAAUUAAUUAUUCUGAUCAAAAUUCUUCUUCGAGCUCGAGCAGUUAGUAUUCCACUAACCCCUCUUUUGAAUUCGAUGAAAUAAUUACUUCACCAAAAUAUUAAUCACAAAAACUAGUAGCGUAAAACAGCAUUUUAUGCCAUCUAAUGUAAACUAGUACUUACAUUACAUCAAUAGUUUUUUCUAAUAAAAAAUGGCUGUCAACCACACUAACUAUAAGCCAGCAUAUGAUGACACAUCUAGACUGUAUUAAUGUAUUUAGAACAAUACAAACAAUAUGAUUAAAAUAACAUGUAUCUGUUAGAAUGUAGUUAACACCACGAUCAUACUUUGUGUUGCCAAAAAAUGGUACGAAUAUUGAAAGCGGGCAAUCCAAUUAAUAUUAAAAAAAAUGAAUCGUUCAUAAUAAAAAGCCAAUCUGUUCCACUUUAACCAACCCGUUCCAAUUUAACGAACAUAUUUUAGGCUGUUUGGAUUGCUUAAAUUAAUUUUGAUCAGGUUUUCUUUUAGAUCAGAAAUUUUUACAAUAAUUCAUUACAUGAUUUCAACGUCUAAUCUACUUUUUUUUUUGAACUGGAUAAUCUAAUCUACUAAUUCUGCAAUAAAAGUAUGAGUAUGAUGUUUAAUAUAUAACACAUGUUAGAUGAUGUAUAUCAUCAUCAUGUUAUAGUUGUAUAGUUUGUGUAUUUAGUGAUAUAUGAGUAAUUAGUAAUGUACAAAUAUGUGGUCAUGUGAUGACCUAUAGGCGGUGUAGAGCCAAUCAUUUUUCAAAAUUUUUUUUUUUUGCAAACUAGCAAACCAGUAAAUUGGAUCUAAAUGCAAAUACGAAUAACAAAUUUGGAUGAUGAACUUAGCUGCCGCAUGUGACUUUCCAGACACAGAACCGAAGAACCCCUUGGACUAGUAUUGGACAUAUUCGUCACCAUUGAAAUAUUGUUUUCUUUUAUGAAUUUUUUUUUAAAAAAAUGUUUCAAUGAAUCAUGAGGUAAAGAUAAGAUUUGAAUGGCUUUAAAGAGCCUAAUUUUAGCAGACUUUGAUUAUUCCACCACAAUGAUAUCAUAGUCGCUUCAAGAAAUAAGUCAUGAUGCUUUGUUUUUUCUGCUGAUGGAUGAUAGAUGGCAAUGUGGUCAGUAAUAUGCUACUAAGGAAAGAGGGGGUGUACAUCCACCCAUAAUAUGCUCUACGUCUAGAGGAUCCGUGAAUCCCUCUUGGUUAAUUUUCAAAAGAUAGUGUUUUACUUUUGUUUUUCGCAAAAAAAACAAUUCUGUUAGAUACUAGCUUUGAAUGCAAUACACUUUAAAUGCAGAUUAAAUAUAAUUUUUUAGAAUGCAGAUCAAUUUACAUUUUAUUUACCAUUUAAAUUUAAAUUUUAGUUCAUUAAUAUUGCAGAUUGGACUGCACUAAUCUGCAUGCAAAUUAUAAAUAGUCAUUAAAAUGUUGAUCUGCAGGAGGAAAAAGAAAGAAAGUUAAAACAAGCCGAGGACCAAUAGAAAUUAAGUCUUUCAUUUGCCUAUUAAUUACAUAUAUAAACCAUUUAAUUCAUUUCUUUAUUUUCAAACCAGAUACAAAUAUUUUAAAUAUAUGGUUUAAUACUUUUUUUUCUUUGUUUAAUUUAAUAUAUGUUAAUAGAAAUUUAUAUAUAUUUACUUACAUGUACAUAUUUUUUUUAUUCUCGCCAAGUUUAAAAGUGAUAUUUUACAUUUUAUUUUUGUAUUUGAAAAUUAAUGUUUUGGACUUUUCUUACAUAUGCAUGCUGUUUUGUAUCUUCUAAAAUUUUAUAAUUUCACAACGACAACAUAUAAUAAUUAUAUAUAUAUAGUUAGUUUAUAUAUAUUUACUUAAAAAUGCAUGUUAUUUUGUAUCUUCUAAAAUUUUUCAACUUCACAAUUAAACAUAUAAUAAUUUUGUAAAUAUAGAAAUAUAUUUAUAGUUAUUUUUAUUUUUAUUGUUGAUAAUAAUUAACAUAUAACAAAUAAUAUAUAUAUCUAUUAUAUAUAUGCAUGUUAUUUUGUAUCUUCUAAAUUUUUAUAACUUAUCACAAGGAAAACAUAUAAUACUCUAAUAGAUAUAUAAAUAUAUUUAUAGUUAUUAUAUAUAUAUAUAUAUUUACUUACAUAUGUAUAUUAUUGUGCAUCUUCUAAAAUUUUAUAACUUCAAAAUUAAAACAUAUAAUAAUUUUAUAGAUAUAGAAAUAUAUUUAUAGCUAGUUUUAUUUCUAUUGUUGAUAAUUAACAUAGAAUAAAUAAUAAUAUAUAUAUCUAUUAUUUAUAAGAACUUUAAUUUUAGAUAUCUAGUUAAUAUCUUUUACGUUUUAAUAUUUAGUAUAAAAUAAUGAUUCAAUAAUUAAUUUAAAUAGUUAGACUUGCAUUUGUUCUGCAUUGAUUUGCAUUUGUUCCGCACGAUCUAUAUUUGUUAUGCAUGAUCUGUGUUUUCUAUUUGAUCUGCUAAAUUUUGUUCUGCCAGUGUCUCCCUUGGUUAAUUAUAUAUAUAUAUAUAUAUAUACAUAUUGUUAUUGGUGAAGUUUAUAUGUGCAUCAGUCAGAAUUAUCAGUCAGAAGUUGAUAUGAAAGGCAUGGAUGUAUAAUGUAACUAACUCUUAUAGUCUAAUGAACCGAGAGUCUAAUUCGACAACAUUGUGUUUGACCUCGUCAAGCCCGCUGAACACGCAACUUUCAAGUUCGGUGACGUUAUGCUCAACCCUCUCGAAUUUUUCUCCUAGAUCACCCAUGCCUAUUUCCAAGACUUCACAGAAACACUAUUUUCCCAUCAGCCUCUUUACAUGAGCGGACGUGGUCUCCCUUCUGCGUUCCUCGUCUGGACAUCGAUAAAACUUCUUUGUCUUUACUUUCUUUAGCCCUACUCUCAGAUAAAAUUCCCUUAUCAUAGUCGGCUCUGAUAUGACUUGUCACAGACUGAUUCCUAUUCAAUCAGAAUGUGCAGCCUUAGCAUCUUUAUACUCUUUGUAGUUGGUAAGUUAAACUCUAACCUCUAUCCAAAACUCAGACAAUUUUCUUAGAAAGAGAGUAUCAUAAUAUAGAAAAAGCUUUAGAGAAGUGUAUUCUUAUUAAAUUCUUGCAUAUGUUACAAACGAGGCUCUCAUCACCUCUUUUCUAUAAACGACCAGCUGAGAUAUAUGCCUUACUCUCUAUACUUAUUUUAUGGUUAUUUAUAUGUUACUCUCUAUCUAGUCUCUAAUGUAUUCUGCACUCUUCCAAAACAUUUAAUACAUUUUUUAUAUUUUAUACAAGACUUAAGGUUUAAUAAGUGUUGGUGGAAUUUGUUCUCCUUUGGUUGGCCCAUUUCCUUAACUGAUCUUCAUGGACGAGUGGGCUCUGGGCCGUGAUAGUAGACAAACUUAUAGAAGGUCUAGCUCUAAUCAAUAAAAUAAUAGUACAUCUUUGGGCUUUGUGUUUGGUGUAAUCACACUCGGAAACUUUAGGUUCCUGAAAAAAACACGCUACAAAUUCGAUUGCGUGGAUUUUGACUCUCACGAUAGAUAUAAUAAAGUACACAAUAAUGUAUUUUCUGCUAAAAUUAAAAAUUGUAUUUUCUGUCAAGAAUAUAAAAUCACAUUUAUUUUUUGAUAAAAACAUGCAAAUUACAUUUGUAGUCUCGUCUAAAUAACUUUCACCAAAACCAUAAAAUUACAUUUGUAGUCUCGUCUAAAUAACUUUCGUCAAAACCAUAAAAUUUUCUACCAAAAUUACAAAUAAUAUUUUCUGUCAAAACCGUAAAACCCACAAAAUCAUAUUUUCUAUCAAAAUGAAAAAUCUUAUUUUCCCAACAAACUAUAAAAUUACAUAUUUUUGCUAAAACAAAAAAAAUUACAUCUUCUAUCAGAAUCACAAAUCAAAUUUUCAUCCAAAUUAACAAGAAAAAUUUACAUCUUGGGACACAUUUUGACAUUGCAAUUACAUCAAGAAGCACAUCUUGCUUUUGACACACUUUCUUCUUGUGUAUUGUCUCUUCUACCCUUUCAUUAACCAAACAACAAACGUUCCACGACAAACUUUACUUUUGUUCUAACUAAAGCUAAGGCCAAGUCCAAUCGAACGCUAUAACUGUAAAAUAGUGCAACAUUUGCAAAUUUCUCUCUCCAACCACACGGUAAAAAGAACUGUAUUUUAGUGUGAUUCCCUUUUCAGCUACAGUGUCACACUAUAUUUGGUGUUGCACUGUAGCAACGGCAAACUUUUUUUUUUUUUUCAAAACUGUUUAUUUAUAUAUUAUUUACUAUAAUUUAUGUAUUUUAUUAUUUUUAUAACUGGAUAUGAUAUUUAAAUAAAGUAAAUAUGUCAUAUUUGUUUUGUUAUCUUUUAAGUUUAUUUAAUAUAAAAUAUUAAUUUAUUGAAAACAAAUAAAAACUAGUUGAAAAUAUAUAACAAAAUUUAAUUUAAACACUGAAAAUUAAAACUAAAAAAACAGCAUAAAAGAUAAAACUGCAUACAAUCAGAUAGCAUAAUCUAGCUUUUGUAAAGUUUUUUUAAUUCUUAAAUUUUGUAUAAUGUACUCUAGCUUUUAUUAUGUGUUUUUAAUUGUUAAAUAUAAGAGUUUGUUUUAAUAAUAAUAUUUUAAUAUAAAUUUUGUCAUGUAAUAUAUUUAUAUUUAAAUUAGAAAUAUUUUUUAAAAAGGUGAAAUUAAAAUAUUAUUUAAAUUAAUAUUGUUUUAGGGCCAAUUUGUGAAAUAACCAAAAAAAUAUCAAAAUUAGAUUUUUAGAGAAAGGGAUGAGAGCUAAAAAAUUAUUACUAAACAAUAAAAACUAAGAAAAUCUUGUUUAAUAAUAUAAUAAUAAAAAAUAUUUCUUUUAGUGUAAUAUUUGGUGUUGUGGUUGGAGAGCUAAAAAAUUUUAGUGUUAAAACUAUACUAAAAUAGUGUAAUCUUGACACUAAAAUAGUGUUAUGGGUUGGAGAUGCCCUAAAUCCUUUUAUCAUUUCUCUCUCUUGUUUCAAUUUUGAAAUCUCCUAAAUCCAUGAAUCCUAAUUUCUCUUGCUUCCAUUCAUUCCCAAAUUCGUGAACGCUAAUUACAUCUCCUUACCCUUUUGCGUCUCGGUCCUUUUUUUUUUGUGAACCACUUUAGAUCCAACUAUUGUGUGAGUUGCGUUUUCUGGUUUUGGAUUUAAUGGAAAAGAUGAGCAGCCGUUCAAGUCGAACGAUUCACGUUUCGAACCUUCCUUGCAAUAUCCACGAGAGGGAAGUAGAAGAUUUGUUAGUAUGGACCUGUUCUUCAAAAUCGAUUUGAAGAUCCCACGAUGUUGCCGUCAGCCACGACCACUCUCAAGAGCCAUCUCUGUCUUUCUCAUGUCUUCUGAGUCUAGGCGUUUAUGAGUUUUAUGGGAAAUUGAAGCUUAGAUUGUGGAAGUGAUGAUCAAGAGCUCAAGUAGGGAAUGGAGAAACAGUUUGUGGACCUUCUAACCGAGGAGCUGAAGCUGCUAGACGCAGUUGCAGAUUAGCAUAGCCGUCACAUGGAUGUUACCAUUGCAGAAGCUAAAAGAGUUGCAUCUCAGUACCAAGAGGAAGCUUUGAAUUUUUGUAUGAGUUGUCCACGAAACUCUGUCCACAAAAUUUUGUAUAUAAAUUUUGUAGGAUUGAGAUUUUUUGUUCACCAUACCUCAUCCACAACAUUUUGUAUGAUUCAGAAUUUUGUCAAUAAAACUUUUUUUUGUUCGAAUUUGAAAUAAGCUAACAAUAUAUGAAUUGUGAAAAAUAUCUCUGUCCACCAUAUCUCAUCUAUGUCCACAUCUUUUUUUUUGGUAAAAUCCUGUCCACAUCUUUUCUAUUUAUCUAAGUUUUGUACAUGUCCACAUUUUUUCCGUCCACAUCAUAUAUGUCCAUGUAUUUUGUAUAGAAAUGUUAAAAUAUAUAAAAUAUAUAUAUGAAUAUGAAUGUCAAAAUAUAGAGAAAAAUAAAUUAUAAUUUAUUGUAACAACUAUUUUUGUUUUAUGUAUUUUAAACUUUGUGAAAAAAAAGAAAUUAAACAUAAGUUGAAAUGAAUAAUAGUAACAUAAAAAACAAACUAAACCAAAAUUGUUGUUUUGACGUAUAUAUACACAUACCAUAUAAUAAGUUAUUAUCUUUUCCUUAUCAUCUCGUUACUUUUUUUUUUUAAGGAAGGAAGGGCUUUAACGUCCAACAUUUCUUCUCUCUCCUUGAUAAUGUGCCUCUCAAGUGGAUUGUGAUCUUUAUUGUAAAGAAAGACAGCAAAGUGUCUAAAUGAGUAAAUCAGACUCAUUCCUGUUAAACAACAAAAUCAUGUGUUGACAAAGAAACAAAAUCACCUUUUCGCUAAAAUUAUAAAACCAUAUAUAUUUCCACUAAAUUUGUAAAACAUUUUUUGUGAGAAUUGAAUUAUACAUAUUUUUUUAUCAAAUCGGGAAAUUCACAUUUUCUCGUAGUAAAAAAUACAUUUUUAAGUAAAAUCACAUUUCCUAAAGAUCGUAAGAUCACGUUUUUUUUUAUCAAAACCGUAACAUUACAUGUUUAUAUCAAGACGGCUAAAUCACAUUGUCCAACUUUAACCAAAAAUUUGUAUUUUUUUGUCAACACUAUGAAAUCGUAUUUUCGGAAACCACUAAACAGUACGAAGACCUGCCGUAUAUUAUUUUUUUUUUGUAAAAGAGGUUAAACCUUAAGUCUAUUAAAGACACAUAUCUAACUCUCGGGUGAGAGGUGCAGCCCACGGAUGGAUCCUUUCUCGAAUAUUCAAGUGAGCCAUAAACAAUACGUUCAUAUUCGUGUGGCCACAUGUAGAGCUAAUAAUUUUGCACUAGAGAGAAAUUAGUUCCUAACCUGAACCAAUAAAACAACUACUUCUCUAGUGGAAACCAUUAGACCAGCACGACAUGGUAUGUCGUAUAUUAUAUCUGUCGUCUAGACCCAUGUAGAGAGCGUAAUUUUUAACACUGAGAAAAACAAAAAAUAAAAAUUAGUGACAACAUGAAAAAAAACACAAAAGAAACCAUGUGUUAGUGGUCCAGUGGUUAAACUCAAUCUGGAAAGUCAUGGGUUCGAGUGCCGCUAGGAGGUGAUUAUCUUGAGGGACCUUCGGGUCUAAUACGGAGAAGCCUGCUAACGUGUGGCUACUGGUGAGAUUUACAUGGGGUGAUCACCAGCCCUUCUGGAUGCCUCGGCGAGCUCUCCGGCUAAGCUCCGAUGGACGGUCAUUGGCGCUAGUCGGAUCCUCUCGAGGCUCCGGAUACCAGGAUCAUCAAAAAAAAACACAUAAGAAAAAAUGUUGCGUGAGUUUUUAAGUAAAGAAAUUAAAGUUUAGUUAAUUCUUAAAGUCAAUGAAAAAACGUAGAAGGGCACACUAGUCUAUUAUCUCUUUAAAUAUAGAGUAAAAAGUGUUAAAUGUCAAAAUGUGCCUAAUUAUUUAAUAUUCUAUCUUUUUAGUUUUUAAAUAAUAGUUUUAGAUUUAUCAUAAAAAUUGGUCUUAAUAAAUUUCUAUUUUUCAGUUUUUCUUUAACUUGUAAUCCCUCCCAUACAACAAUUGUCAUUUAUCCAAAUUUGAAUAUUUAUAAUUGUUUUAAUUGUUUCAAUUUAGUAUACAUUUUUUUUAUAUAUUCUCUCUAUUUUUAUAAUUAGCUUUCGUAUUAAUUACUUAAUAUUAUUUUUAUGGUUUCUUUUAACAAUUUGAAGUUUUGUUUUCCAACUUCUCAAACUGCUUAAAGUAUAAUUAUGGUCAAAUUUCAACCAAAAAUUAAAAAAAACUUAUUAUGGUCUCAUAAAUUCGUUUCUUUUUUCUUUGCAUUAAAAUUUAUUUAAAUAUGUUAUAGUUUAAUAACGAUGAUCGAAUUACUCUAGAGAAUGAAAAAAUGCAUUUAUUUUUUUAUUAUAUGAUAGUAAUAUGUUUAUGAUGUCUUAGAAUUUAAUUUGAAGCCUAUAUAUUGCUUUAUAAUUAUGUUCAAAAGAUCUUUACAAUGUUUAAAUGAAAUAGUUUAUCUAUUAUUAAUAGUUGGACACAUGUUAAUUUUUUUAUUUGCUUAGAAAUAUUUGAUGUACUAAAAGCACCAAAACAUGUAGUACAGAUUAAUUCUGUUUUAAAAUUUUAGUUACAAAACAAAGUUGCAUCAGUGCUAAUAAUACAAGUGCAAAUGAAUAUCUAAAAGGAUGGCUAAAGUGUCUAAAUGAGAUACAUAAUAUCACAUUUCUCCUACUUUUUGAUUAUUUUUAUUUUAUUUAAUCUGAAAACCCUACCAACAUACUACCCUUUUAAAGAUGCCCUAGGCCUCUAACAUUGAAGUUUUUUUUUCAACUUGUUAUGAUAUACUAAAACCUUAUUUACUUCUUUAUGCUGGCCAAAAAAAAACGCGAGAUAGUUAUAAAAACUCUAUAUAUACCAUGUUCCCACAAACCCCAAAAUCACAACCCAGUAAAGCUAAGAAGUCAACCAAAAAAAUGGAAGUCAUUAGCAAUUUUAGGUUUCUGAUACUCUUAGCCGCCUUUGUAGGAACUCUUCUUCACUCAAAGGCCCAAGACAGCCCACAAGAUUAUGUAAGGGUUCACAACGAGGCGCGGGCAGGGGUAGGCGUUGGCCCCAUGCAGUGGAACGAGAGCAUUGCAGCCGUUGCUCAGAGCUACGCAGACCAACGAAGAAGCGACUGCAAUCUCAUACAUUCCACUGGACCUUACGGGGAGAACUUGGCCAAGAGUAGUGGCGACUUAUCUGGCGUCAGAGCCGUGAACCUGUGGGUUGAGGAGAAGGCUAACUACGACUACCCUUCGAACACGUGCAACGGAGAGUGCGGUCACUACACUCAGAUUGUUUGGAGAAGCUCAGUGAAACUCGGAUGUGGCAAAGCUAAGUGUAACAGUGGUGGAACUUUCGUCGUUUGCAACUAUGAUCCUCCUGGGAAUUAUGUGAACCAGAAGCCCUACUAAUGAAUAAUUAUCUACAAAAACACGUGCAUUCAGGACAUAUACAUAUAUAUAUAUUUCAAUAAAGAGCGUUAUAUGCUGGAUGUGUAUCAAUAUACUAUUUACUAAUACAAAUAAGAGCUGAGAUUACUAGUAUACUACUAUCAUUUUAAAACCCCUAGUCAAAAUAUUAUCUUAGACAUCUGUCUCCUUCUUUACAGAUCGUGCUGGAACAGAUUGUACAACUUUUGUUCCGAAGGGUUCUUCUUCUGCUACUGGGACGCGUAACAAGAAGCGUUCUUCUUAUUCCAGUGCGAAUCAACUAUCUGUUAGCUUCUUAACCCCAUCUAGACGUUUAUUUUGCAAAUUUUGUGAACUCCAUUCUCGCGGUUUGGGCUAACUUCAUUCCCCCGCUUGGAUAGUUAACUAACGAGUCAUAUUUUAAUUUAAUGUCUGGUUAGAAAAAUAUACAAUACAUUUACUAUAUAUCUUAUAUUUGUAUCGCAACAUUUUGUUGAACAAGCACCUUCGCACCGUAUCUAAAGUAUUCGAUCAGUUACAUGCAAUUCUCUAAAGGAUAUAGUUAUCGAGACACCAAAGGAUCUAAGAGCAUCCGCAAUGGUGGACUCCUUCUUGGAGUCCUUAUCAUUAUUAUAUUAAUUUUUUUUUGUUUUUUUUUGUUUGAAUAGUUAAGGACUCUAGUUAAAAUAAUCUGUCCAAUGGUGAUCCCCAAUUAGGAGUUCUUAGAAAUAAAAAAUAAUAAUUUUUUUUUAAAUUGAAAUUGAAAUUUUAUUAAUUGCAUGAUUAAAAAUAAAUAUACCAGAAAAUAGAAGUUUAAAAAUGUAUAAGUUUAAAAACUAUAAGUUUUUUAAUUUCAAUUU